CCUAGAGCCCUAGGACCACGAGCACCGGCUCUCCCAGUGCAUCCCCUGGGGACCACUCCCUCCUCGGGGCUCUUUGCCUGGCCCCUUGCUCUCCGCCAGCCCGCUGCGGGCAAGCUCCCCGGGGAGGAAGCGGAGGCAGGGGACUGGGAGUGAGUCACGCCGGGGAGAAGCGGGGAAACUCCAGCUGCUCGGCCGGGUCCAGCGCGAGUGGCAGGGCGCAUGUGCGCUCGCUCCCUGCCUCCCUUCUCCUCCCUCCCCGCUCUCUCUCCCUGCAGGCUGGGUGCUGAAGUUGGGCGGAUGGCAGCAAACCAGCUCCGCUAGGGACCAGCUGCACGAGCCCUUCCCCGGGAUCGCUCAGUGCCAAGCACACGCAGCCAGGCGGGGGUGGCCGCUUGGGUACUGAAGUAGCUGAAAUGAGAAAAAGGCAGCAGUCACAAAAUGAAGGAACAUCUGCCGUGUCUCAAGCACCUGGAAACCAAAGGCCCAACAACACAUGUUGCUUUUGCUGGUGCUGUUGUUGCAGCUGCUCAUGCCUCACUGUUAGGAAUGAAGAUAGAGCGGACAAUGCAGGACGGCCAACACAUACAACCAAAAUGGAGAGUAUCCAAGUCAUAGAGGAAUGCCAAAACCCUACUGCAGAUGAAAUUAUGUCUUGGGCUCAGAAUUUUGACAAGAUGAUGAAAACACCAGCUGGUAGGAACCUUUUCAGAGAGUUUCUUCGAACAGAGUACAGCGAAGAGAACCUGCUUUUCUGGCUUGCGUGUGAAGACCUAAAGAAGGAACAGAACAAGAAAGUUAUUGAAGAAAAGGCGAGGCUUAUAUAUGAAGAUUAUAUUUCUAUACUUUCACCAAAAGAGGUUAGUCUUGAUUCUCGGGUGCGAGAAGUGAUCAACAGAAACUUGUUGGAUCCCAGUCCACACAUGUAUGAAGAUGCUCAACUUCAGAUAUACACCUUAAUGCACAGAGACUCUUUCCCAAGGUUUUUGAACUCUCAGAUGUACAAGUCUCUCAUCGAAAGUACUGUAGGCUCUACUUCUGAAGCUUAGUUCUAAUUUUUGGAUGAAAUAAUUUGGGUUUUUUUGUGGUGGGUGGGAGGGAAUAAAAGUAGUUUAAUAACAUCUGGCGCUGAGUUCCUGGAGAACUACAGUUUAGCACUACUCAGGCUACUGUGAAGAAAACAAAUACAUAUUGUGGUCUCUGUCUACAUUUUUACCAAGGUCCUCCUUGCUUGAGUUUGCGGGGGAGGGGAACGAUGGAUUUGCCAAAAAUACGUUUGUUUCACACUCCUUUCACUUAACUGCAGUCAAGAUUGCAAUGAUGUAUUUGUAGUUUUAUGAACAGUCUCCUUGUGUAUCCUCACACUGCAUGUGCAAGAUAAAAUUGCUUCACAUACCAAUUAUUUGUUGCAAUAUUUAAUUCAAUAACAUAAAUUAUAUCUGUAUUUAAGAACUUUUUUGUGCAAUACAGUCUUAUGGUACAUAGAAAUAAUUGCAGCAAACCAGGAAGGGGCUUGCAUUUUUUUUUUUAACAUCACUAACACAGAAAAAAGCCAAUUUUUCACAUGUAGCAUUAUUCAACAUGCUCUACUGAGUACAAUACACUGACUUUUUGAAGCCAACAUUUCUGUAUAGGAAAAAGAGCUAUUUAUCACUGUUUAUUUAAAACAAAUCAAAGUGGGGAUUCCUCUGGUUGUUCACUGCCAAAACUGGCAUUUUCAUUAGCGUCUGCAAUGUCGAAAAAAAAGAAAGCACAAACCACUUAAAGGGAUCCAUGUCUGGGUGACACGAUUUAUGCGCUGAUAUUGUUUAAUUGUUAUAAGAACAAAGUUUUUCAAUGUACACUUCAGAUGUCAGAUACUGUAAUUGAUUUAUUAAAGACUGGCGAUCCAGUUCUAACACUGUUGUCUAAUGUUAUGUACUUCAGCAAAAAAAAAAAAGUUUAUAAUUUAGUUUUUGAAUAAAGAAGUUUAAUAAAAGAUUGCCUACAUGUAGCAUUUUAGAGCAUUUUAGAACAUUUUGAGGAAUUGCAUCUGUCCUGUAAGAUAUUUUUCUUUUAAAGAGAAAUCCAGUGAAAAGAUGUUGUUUUUUUUAAAAGUAGUAUUUUACAAAGGGGGAGAGGGGCUAAGGAAGACUUAUCUCCGCUUGUAGUCUCUUUGAUUUUGAAAAACUCCUUGAAAACAAGGGGUUGUGGAGAUUAAUGUUGAAGGGCUUGUGAUCUUACACUCCUUACCCAGGCAAAACUGUUGAAGUUAACAGGUGUCUUUCCUGGGUAAAGAAUUCUGAAUAUUAAGGGCCCAGUACAAUCAGAACUAAGAAGGCAGCACAGUGCUCAAAUCACCUUGCUGCCAGGCUAUUUUUUGCAGAUAUCUGGCUUGGCCUUUUUUAAAAAAAUUGUCCUAUUUUGAUAUGCACUUUGAUGUUUAAAGAUACCAUAACUUGUAACUUACAAAACACCAUCUUCAUACUUACAGCACACUAAACUAUAUUCUGAGUGCUAGCAUCCCCUGCAAACUAUCCUGAAAGACAAAUGAUAGAAUGGCUUUGAAUAGAAGUUUAAAAUGCCCUUAUUACUGGGAACAUCGUCCUUAUACUAAGGCUUAGAGAGAGGCAAGAGUCUUCUCCCUUACAUGCAUAUAAAUAUGGAGUAACUCCAUUAACUUUGGAGUUGACAGAUUAUACCGUUUUGUAAUGGAGCAGAAUCUGGCCCUGAAAUGUUGAGCCCUUCCUCUCAGUCUGUAAAUUACUUCUGAUGGGCCGACCUCUGUACAGAGCCCUAUUGAAGUCAAUGGGACUCAUACAGGCACAGGGAUCUGCCUGCAUGGAAUAACUUGCAGGAUUUGGAGAUGUUUAUUUUCUGGGGGUUACUUUUUUCCCUUUUUUUACUACCUCUCUCUCACACUUAUUAAUUAUUAUUAUUAUUAUUUUAUUUAUAGAAUAUGUUUCAAAUAGCCAGUUUGGGGAAUUUUUUAAAUUAUCAUUUUUACUUGAAAUCUGUGUGUUUUUUUCUGGAUGAAUAUGAACAAUUUGAAGAAUUGUUUCUUAAACUCAUUUGGUUUUGUAACUUAUAUAGAAUUCAGGAUAUUAUUAAAAGGGCUAUUCUUUAUUCCCUAUGCAAAUAUUUUAAAUGUUGUAGUGUAUGACAAAAUGGGAUUUUAAACAAAUUCUGCAAGGCAGAAAACAAAAUUCUGUUUACAGUGGCGUUGCUGACUAUCCUACUAUAUUCAGCACUUUUAAAUAUUGUUGUUUAUGAAAAUGUAGUUUAAAAUGCAAGACAUAAUAUUUAUAAACAUUUCUUUUAAUAAAUACCUGUUUUGUCUGAAAGUGUUGUUGUGUUAUGACAUACUUUAUUCAUGUUGGUUAGCUAUUUACCAUUAUGAAUAAAAUAUUCAAUUAUAUUGAUAUAGUAAUAGCUAUGAUGUUUACAAAAAACUUUUCUUCCUGAAGGGGAGGAUGGAAUUCAACAAGGAAGAAUUGCCUCCUUCUACUGUGAAAUACAAUUUUAAAAAUGAAUUUAAGAUACUUUUUCUUAAUUAGAAUUAAAUUUGGUCCUACAUAUCUAUUGUGCCAUUUAGUUAGAAUGAUAUUUACUAUGGUACUAUACAUAUAUAGCAUCAUAUAUAUAUUUAUAUGGUAUGAUUUUAGGUUUGCUAGUGUUUGAGGCACAAUGCAUUUUGGUGCAAACAACUAGACAAUGUGUAACAAGACAAUACUGCAUGUAUAAGCCUUUAAAAAUGUAGACUUGAAUAUUCUUGACGUUACCAUUUCAUGGUGACCUGCUAGCCAUAAGCUAUCUUUAUAAGAUACUUUAGACAAGUAGAUGUUCUUGUCAAAACAGACAGUUCAUCCUUUAGGACACUUCUCACUAAAGAUAAAGGCCCUAAAAUACAUGUUGAUUUCUAGCAUAGGCAUUCCAGAAAUCUGUAUCUGGAAACUGUUACAUCAUUUUAAGAAAUAUUACAUAGGUCUUCAGUGUAAUAUUGCAAUGAGAUUAUGUUCUAAAUCCCCUAUUUUCAGGGAUUUAUAAACUGACCAUAAUUUAUGACAUAGAAACUUUCUUCCAAGGAGUAAAUAUUAAUAUAAUUACUGUUAAUAUAAACUUCAAUAAUUGGGGUUUUCAAAAUUAUAUGAAUAAUCAACUACAGUCCAUGUCAACUUAUUGGAUAUCUCAAACUGUUUAAAUUUCUGAAAUUGAUAUUGACAACAAAUUAGGUCAUAACACAAUCUCAUUGCUUUUGGUACAGUAUUUUGAAAAAAAUGUAAACAGAUGCUAUUAUACUUGAAAACUGAUUUACUUGCACAUAUAAUGUACAAUACAAUUUUUAAACUGCCCAAUCUGCUUACUCUAUAGACUGGAAUAACAAAUAUGUAUAUACCUUGCCACUUCUGGUCUCAUGAAAAACUGAAAUACAAGUACAAAAUAUAAACAUAAGCUUUAAAAAAGAAAAAAAGAAGCUUAAAUGCAGAUACAUCAUAGGGCCUAAUCCUGCAGACACCUUUGCAUGGCCCUGAAUAAGCAAAGCAUUUAGGCAUAUGCCUAAAUCCCAUUGGCUUCAAAGAAACUAAACAUGGGCUUUGCUGAAUUGGGGAACACGUGAAUAACUUAGGGUUGCCCAAAUAGUCUUAUUGAAGCCAAUAAAUGGUUCUGUUUAAAUUACUCACAUGCGUAAGUGGUUUGUCCUCUAAGUCAACAGUAUGCAGGAAGCUACCCCCAUUUUUCAGGUUAAAUAAUUAUGGUCCAAGUUCUGACUUGGAGCCAUCUUUGCUCCCCCUGGCACAGGAUGUCUACACAGAUAGCACCUACCUGUGAAGGUAGGUGCAAUGGAGGGGGAUGCUCUCCCUGGGAAAGCAAGUGGAUAGAAUUGCUGCCAUACAUCAGGCUGUGGGGCCAUAGAGGGGAAAGCAGCUUCAAAUUACAGUAAGAUCUUCCUAUAAGGCUUGUUUUGCAGAGGCUGACUAGGACAUGUGUUCAAUGAGCCCACUGAAACUGUUAGACUAUUUUCUUCAAUGGCCUUUGAAUCAGAAUCCAUGUCCCACAAGGAGUAAGGCCUUCAGUUAUCAAUGGCUGUAGUAACCCUUCUUGCAGAGUUAACACAGCCAAGGACUCACAGCGGGCAUCCUGCUGAUGGAACCUGGCGACUGAGUGGAUUUAGACUUUACAUACUUGAAUAACCAAAAUGUCAGUUUCAACUUGCUUGUUCCUCUCUGGCUACCAACCCCAAAAUAAGGCUCCCUUCAAAUGCAAGUUGCUACUGUUCUGCAGAUUCUCUGCAGACAAAACAUUUGAUGUGGGGCUUAUGAGACCCGUGUUUUUAAUAUAUAUGCCCACUGACAUAUAUAUUAAAUAUAAUAUAUAUGCCCAAGUAUGCUAGCUUGGAGAUGCUUGGAGUCAGAAAUUGACCCUACUUAUCCCAUAAACUAAGAUAUCAAUACAAAAACUUUCCCUGCAAUUUAAAAUUGUGAUACAAGCCAGAUAAUUCAACUGCUGACAGUAAGUCAUUAAUUCAUGCUGGCUUUUUUCCCUCACAAGCUUUAAUUUACACUAUAUCAUCAUGUAUUCUAAAUUUCCUGGCUUUUGACUAUUUGUCACAAAGCGUGUUUAAUUAUACAUAGUAGUUAUGAAUUUCAUAAAUUCUAACAUUCAUAGGAACUCUACUAUUUGGUCCUGUGAAAUCCAUAAAACUUCAUCAUUUUUCAUUUCUCCCUUUGACAGAGAUGCUUACUGUAUUAAAUUAUCCAUCAUACUUAAGUGAACUCCACUGACAGAUACCAGUGGAUCACAAAGAAGCUUUGCAUGCAUGAAUAAGGUUUCAGAGGCAGUGCUUUAGGCUAUUUCUUAAUGCCAGACUAACUUCAAAGACAGUACAUUCACUACAUAUCCUCUAAGUCUAAUUUUCUUCUUUUAAAAAUAUUGCUGUUACAAUGUAUUUUGUCAAUCCAAUUGUACACAGCAACAGACUUGCUGAAAAUGGUUUUCUAAACAUUGCAGAAUUACCAUUUUUAAUCAGCCCUUCAUUUUAAUAUCCAAAACCAUCUUCUCAUGUUGAAUGUAUUUCCUGUGGAUUUCCAAAAUGGAUCUGGAUUACAAGUUUUCAUUUCUGACUGUUUUGGCAACUUUACAUGCAUAUGCAUUACAUUAACUUUUUUUUAAAAAAAUAAAUCUUUUGAAAUGACAACUCACUAAUGUAAGCUUGGGAGAAGUUACUGUUACUCUACUGGUGUAUGUUAAUUUAGUUGUAAAGUAUGCUUAUUUACUUCUGUUAAUUUAAGAUGUGAACAUGAAAGGAAGAACAGAAUACUUCAAUUUGAUUCCUUCCAAUGGCUGUACUAUAAGUUUAUUGCUUAAUACAAUUUUACGGAUAAUUUCACCUUUUUACAACAUAAUAAAGUAUAUUCUUUAAACUA
Messenger RNA from Caretta caretta (loggerhead turtle), 6401 nucleotides. RefSeq names its product regulator of G protein signaling 17 (gene RGS17). NCBI's taxonomy places the organism in Eukaryota, Metazoa, Chordata, Testudines, Cheloniidae. The record is from RefSeq and is a predicted model, not a curated record.